Papilio machaon (common yellow swallowtail) is the source of this 947-nucleotide messenger RNA. Its product is annotated as neuferricin. Bases 62 to 841 code for a protein of 259 amino acids. NCBI's taxonomy places the organism in Eukaryota, Metazoa, Arthropoda, Insecta, Lepidoptera, Papilionidae. The transcript is spliced from 4 exons. The record is from RefSeq and is a predicted model, not a curated record. Gene Ontology annotation, cellular component: endomembrane system; membrane.
UCACCACUUUUAGAAUCAGUUAAAUCUUUGACGAUGUAUUUCUCAGUAUUUGAUAAAAACAAUGGGUUUGUAUAGUUGUUUCCGUAGGAACAUUAAAGUUUCAGUAUCGAUAAUAGUAAUUAUAAUAAGUGUUUUGUGUUAUAAAAAAUAUGAAGAGCUACAAAAUUUUACCACUGAACCGAGAGGUCAUCGAUUGGUGUUCUCACAAGAACAGCUGAACCAGUAUGAUGGACAUGUCCAAGACAAGCUUUAUAUGGCUGUGCUUGGACAAGUUUUUGAUGUGACAGAUGGUAGACAACAUUAUGAACGAGGCUCCUCUUACCACUAUUUCAUUGGUAAAGAUGGAUCAAGAGCACUUGUUACUGGGAAUUUUAAUGAUGAAAGCUCUAUGAAAGAUCAUGUAUUAGAUUUGUCUUGUAAUGACUUAUCUACAUUAUUAAAUUGGCGGAAAACUUAUAGAAAAAAGUAUAAGUUUGUAGGAUUUUUAAUUGGAAGAUACUAUGAUGAACAUGGUACAGAAACAAAUUACUUUAAACAAUUCAAAAGCAAGUUAAAAGAAUGUGAGACAGAAAAAAUUAAUCAGGAGAAAGAUAAUCUCAAGUACCCUCCGUGCAACAUUGCUUGGAAUGAAGAAGAGGGUUCACGUGUGUGGUGCACUAAAACAAGUGGUGGUAUUGCACGCAACUGGGUGGGUGUACCAAGGCAACUCUUUACACCUGGCGAAGAGAAACCACGUUGUGUGUGUGUGAACUACGACAUGGACAGUGAUAGUACAAAUUUAUUGAAGAAGUAUGCUGAUUGUCCUGAUACCUCAACAAUGUGCAAAAUAUUUAAUACCUAAACAUUCCAUUUUAAUGUUCUCAUAUAUUUGUAAAAAAAAAUGUCUAAAAACUUCUGUAAGUAACUUAGUAUUUAUUGUAUAAUUUUUUACAAAAGUAAGUUUAAAA